CAGAGAGCAACAGUGUGCCGCGCGACGCCGACGAGCGAGCGUUGCGGAACCUGUGGUGAUCGUGCAAACGCGUGUUUCGGAGUCCGAGAACCGGCAACAGAACAUCGGUGCACGCGGCUACUUUUUUACGCGACAACAGUGAAAUGCUUCGAAAAUAAAGAACUUUCUGCAAACACAUUAGCGAAGAAAGUGAGAGUGCAAUCGUGAGAUCGUUCGGAGCUACCCUUCUAGGAGUGAAAAGUAAAGAACGAUUUGUACACCCGAGACUCCUGCGUGGUUCUAUCGAAAUCACGGUGUCUCGAGAAAUGAUAAGUGUAUCGUAAUCCGCAUAUGGCUCGCUCGAUCUCGUCAAGGAGAUUCGUGCCAAAUUUCCACCUGGCCGUUUCUCCGCGAGAAGAGACGCUCGAACGAUCGCAAGAAUCGUAGUGUGAUUCGCGAAGGGAUACCGUGUGGAGUUCCGAAGGAUACGUGUUGAAGAGUAAAAGCAGCGUUUUGGAGAAAACGUAUGGUGUUCGAGUGAUUCGUGAAGGAAAGGCACACAGUGCAGUUCGAAGGAUACAUGUUCGACGUUGAGAAAUAAAAAUCGAGUUGUGUGUUGUUGUGAUACAAAGUGGUCGUGCGAGCGACUCAGCCGCGAGGGAGGUGUCGAUAUCGUUGAAGGAAAUGUGCUGCUAGCGAAUCGGCAAGGUGUCGCCCGAAUUUUUGAGCACGCUGAGGUGGAGGAUGGAGGAGUUGGAGACGCUGGAGAGCACGGAGUGCCCCGAGUGUCCGGGGCCACCCCCUGAGUUCCGGUUGCCGCCACCCCCUCGGCCACCGUUCCUCACCGACGGCACCUUUUGCUCGGAAGAACCUCUCACCGAGAUCGAAGACUGCGUCGCCAUUCCGAUGAUCGAUGCGUCGUACCACACGAACCCAUCGUUGCAGAGCACCGCGCUGAUCAUCACCUGUGCGGUGGUACUCCUGCUGAUGGCAGCGAUCGUGUCCGUCGUCUUCUGGAAGCACAAGCGGAAAGUGCAGAACCUGUUACCGUGCAAGAGCGCAGCAGGA
Molecule: messenger RNA, 1047 nt
Organism: Megachile rotundata (alfalfa leafcutting bee)
Lineage: Eukaryota; Metazoa; Arthropoda; Insecta; Hymenoptera; Megachilidae
Source: RefSeq, a predicted model, not a curated record